Messenger RNA from Brassica rapa (field mustard), 2384 nucleotides. RefSeq names its product F-box/LRR-repeat protein 3. Lineage: Eukaryota; Viridiplantae; Streptophyta; Magnoliopsida; Brassicales; Brassicaceae. Gene Ontology annotation, biological process: SCF-dependent proteasomal ubiquitin-dependent protein catabolic process. Gene Ontology annotation, molecular function: protein binding. The record is from RefSeq and is a predicted model, not a curated record. Gene Ontology annotation, cellular component: SCF ubiquitin ligase complex.
GGAAAAAUAAAAUUGAAACGAGAGAGAUCCGAAAGGUGCGACUAAUCUCAGAGUGAUGAACCGGAAAGUAAAACCACGUAACCGAAUUGGGAUCCAACCGGUUUACCACUAUCUACUCUAUCUCCGAGCUGUCUUCCUCUUCAUUCCGACUUAAAAGAAAGAUCAUCCGUACUUGUCUGAUUCCAAACCAAACCAAACACAUUCUUCUCUGUUUUUUGUUUUUUAUUCUUCUGUUGCAAAUGUCGCAUUCCAUUUUAUCCGCUUUGUCGGAAGAUCUCCUGGUUCGCGUCUACGGGUUUCUAGACCCGCCGUGUCGGAAAACAUGGCGUCUCGUCAGCAGAGAGUUCCACCGAGUCGACUCGCUGAGCCGAACCUCGAUCCGAAUCCUCCGCGUCGAGUUCCUCCCCGCGCUUCUCUUCAAGCACCCCAACCUCUCCUCGCUCGACCUCUCCGUGUGCCCCAAACUCGACGACGACGUCGUUUUGCGCAUAGCCCUCGACGGCGCCGUUUCGACGUCGCGUCUCAAGUCGCUCAACCUCAGCCGCGCCACCGCGGUUCGAGCCAGGGGACUGGAGACGCUGGCUCGUCUGUGCCGCGCUCUGGAGCGAGUCGACGUGUCUCACUGCUGGGCUUUCGGCGACAGGGAGGCGGCGGCGCUUUCCGUCGCGGCGGGGCUCAGGGAGCUGAAGAUGGACAAAUGCUUGAGCCUAAGCGACGUCGGAUUGGCGAGGAUCGUCGUCGGGUGCAGUAAGCUUAACAAGAUUAGUUUGAAGUGGUGUAUGGAGAUCUCUGAUCUUGGGAUUGAUCUUCUCUGUAAGAAAUGUAAAGACUUGAAGUCUCUCGAUGUUUCGUAUCUCAAGAUCACGAAUGAGUCAGUCCGCUCUAUAGCUUUACUACCAAAGCUCGAGGUUUUAGAAAUGGUAAGCUGCCCGUUGAUAGAUGAUGCUGGGUUACAGUAUCUCGAGAAUGGCUCUCCUUCACUAAAGGAGAUUGAUGUCACAAGGUGUGAUCGUGUGAGUUCGUCCAGCUUAAUCUCCAUAGUCAAAGGCCAUCCUGAUCUUCAACACCUUAAAGCCAGUCACUGUAUAUCCGAAAUAUCUCUGAGCUUCUUACACAACAUCAAAGCUUUAAAGCAUCUCAAGACUCUAUGGAUCGAUGGAGCUCGUGUCUCUGAUUCCUCUCUGUUAACCUUAAGCGCUAGCUGUAGAGCCUUAACAGAACUCGGAGUGAGCAGAUGUGUAGGUGUGACUGACAUUGGGAUGAUGGGACUCGCACGCAACUGCUCCAACCUCAAAGCUCUUAACCUGGCGUGCUGCGGGUUCGUGACGGAUGCAGCCAUCUCUGCUGUAGCUCAAUCUUGUCUGAACCUGGAGAGUUUACAGUUAGAGUCUUGCCAUUUGAUAACAGAGAAAGGUCUUCAAUCGCUUGGAUGUUACUCCAAGCGUCUUCAAGAACUCGAUCUUACUGACUGUGAUGGCGUUAAUGAUAGAGGGCUUGAGUAUAUCUCAAAAUGUUCGAAUCUUCUAAGAUUGAAACUUGGACUCUGCGCAAAUAUCUCAGACAAAGGGAUCUUUCAUAUCGGCUCCAAAUGCUCGAAGCUUCUAGAACUUGAUCUAUACCGAUGUGCUGGUUUUGGAGAUGAUGGUUUAGCAGCUAUAUCAAGAGGUUGCAAGAGCUUGAACCGGCUCAUUCUAUCGUACUGCGGUGAACUAACAGACACAGGGGCUGAGAAAAUCCGCCAGCUAGAACAACUGACUCACCUUGAACUUCGAGGGAUAAAGAAUAUAACGGGUACUGGUCUAGCUGCAAUUGCGCGCGGCUGCAAGAAACUGGCUUACUUGGACCUCAAGCAAUGUGAGAAUAUCGAUGACUCAGGCUUCUGGGCGCUUGCGUACUUCUCAAGAAACCUAAGACAGAUAAACUUGUGCAAUUGCUCUGUCUCUGAUACGGCUCUAUGCAUGUUGAUGAGCAAUCUGAGUCGGGUUCAAGACGUUGACUUAGUCCACUUGAACCGUGUGACUGUGGAAGGGUUUGAGUUUGCUCUAAGAGCAUGUUGCAACAGGCUCAAGAAGCUUAAACUUCUCGCACCUCUCAGAUUCUUGCUCUCAUCUGAAUUGCUCGAGGUGCUUCAUGCUCGUGGUUGCCGAAUUAGAUGGGACUGAAAACAAAAAAACACACGAUCGUUUCUUGCUUUGGUAGAUUGUUGUAGUCGUUAUAAUCAAUGGAACUUGGCUAGUAACAUUUUAAUGUGAAUCCGUAUUUUGCUGUCUACACUGCUUUUGUCUUAUCUUACAACAUUGUUUGUGUAGAGGAACUCAGUUUUCAAAAGUUAUCACCUAAAUGUUUUGAUGAUGGGAUUCUGUUUUUUUUUUUUAGUUUGAGAA